Messenger RNA from Drosophila navojoa, 407 nucleotides. RefSeq lists its product as uncharacterized. The record is from RefSeq and is a predicted model, not a curated record. Lineage: Eukaryota; Metazoa; Arthropoda; Insecta; Diptera; Drosophilidae.
AAUAAGUAUGUUUAGACAAAAGUAAAAGUUUUAAGAAAACGGUUAGAUUCGAAAUUAUUUGUGUAUUGAAAAAUAUAGGUAUAGCUUAUAUGUAUAUACAUAGAUAGUAUGGCAUUACCAAAGAGUAAGGAAUGGUCGCGUUCGUUGAUUUGCAGACCCAAAGAUAAUUUGACCACUGAGGCCGGGCGACGUGCCCAGCAUCAAGUCAUGGUGUCAAGCCUCGAGAGAGAGUGUGUGCCUGGUACGAUGGCAAUGCUCAUUGGCAUGGAGUAUGCGCGUAUAUGGUUGAAAGAUCGGGAGGCGUUUCAGAAGAAGCGAGACGAUUCGAAGGCUAAGUACAUUAAGAACGACUUUGAUUGGUGGCUCAAGUUGCGCAAGACUAACAGGUGUUUCUGUUCCAUCUGAAA